GUAUUAUUGUACUGUCCGCGGCGAUUGCAUCUCGUAAGGUUCUCGUGUUUUCUGUAACAUGGCGGCAGUUGGCAAACUGUCGCGACUGUUACAAACCUCUUAGUGAUCAUUUAAUAUUUACAAAUAUCUGUUUUGACGGUGCCGUGUUCCCCAAUUUUAAAAGUUGGCUCGUUGAAUCCCGUGCAUAGGAAAUUUUUCCGACGACAUGUUGCAGUUGAUAAACCUCCCCGAAGUUGUUCUAGAAACAAUUUUGUCUAACCUAACAUACGAUGAAAUCGCUAGAAACAGAACGGUUUGCAAGCAGUUUGAUCGAACUUGUAAAAAGCUUCUCAACCGCGGCUUCAAUCUGAUGGAAAAGUACCACGCUCAAUGUCUAAGAGCAGUAAAAUGUCAGCUACCCAGAAGGGAAUCGGAAAGACGGAGUCACCCUCUGGCUCGUCACUGCGAUAUACUAACAGCCAUAGAAACUAGGAUCUCUAUGCUAUCAAUGACUUUCAUAAAAUACGUCGAUUUGAACCUGUGCUGUUUUAUCCCUGGAAAAGUUAUUGAUGAGAUAUUCCGCGUCCUCCGGUUAAUACGUGACUCAAAAACCCCACCUAGAGCCCAUGAGAUUCUGCAAGAAUUGCGGGAUAUCAGCAGCAUGGCAAUGGAACAUUUUGACGAAAAAAUAUUGCCAAAAUUGAAGCACAGCAUUUGCACAUCUGUCGUGAGUCACGUAGGUACUUAUGACCUACCAAACGCAAGCCUGAUGAUAUCGCAUCAUACCAAUAGUGGGAAUAUUACAUUGGCGCACGGUUUUAGUCCUGAAAAAUUGAACCAAACAUUUCGCAAGAUACACUGUCGGACGAAAAAAAAUCAAAUGUCUGUUAUGUCAGUGAGAAGUAAGAUGAAUAAACUCAAACUGAGAAUGAAGAGACAGGGUUUUCAAAUGCGGACACAGAGUGUCAAGAUACAAGAACAAGGAAAGAAACUUCAUGAACAGGAUAUUCAGAUAGCGGAGAUGAAGAAGCACCUUGAAGAAUGGGAACAAAAGAUGGGUGACUUAAAAGCUGAACUGAGUAGGGCCAGGGAAGAAACGCAAAAGCCUGACACCAUAGAAACCUGCAAAAGAAAGCAUAUCGAUAGACUCAAGUCUCGAGAGUCGGACCGAGUUCAAGGUAAAGAUCUUCAAGCUAAGAAGAGAAAAUUGAUUGUCGAACGUAAAUCAUCCACUAGCCCAAAAGAUGUUCAAUUUAAAAAGUUUCUAUCAGACCUACUGGAUACAGGACAUGUGGAGGAUGACGUUCCAUCUACGUCCAAGUAGCUAAUCCAUGGUUAAUUGUGUUCACAUAAGUAAUAAGAAGUUUUCUUUAAAAAUUUAUCCAUUUAUAUUUAAUCAAUAUUUAUAAAACCUUGCGAACGAGACUGAUUAUUCUUUGUGCUGUUGCGUGAAUGGUAUUUUUUACUCUUUCUUUUUUUCUUUUUUUUCUGACGUUUCCUUACUUCUCUUGAUUUGUUAAGUAUUAG
Molecule: messenger RNA, 1506 nt
Organism: Diprion similis
Lineage: Eukaryota; Metazoa; Arthropoda; Insecta; Hymenoptera; Diprionidae
Gene: pall
Product: F-box only protein 28
Exons: 3
Coding region: 206-1303 (365 amino acids)
Biological process (GO): protein polyubiquitination
Molecular function (GO): protein binding
Source: RefSeq, a predicted model, not a curated record